AUGCAGAACACCAGAUCAAACAACUCCAAUCAACAGCAAGAAGAGCUCCAGCAAGGGCGCAAAUCUACUUUGGCCGCUAGAGCAACUCGAGGUAGCAGCCUAGCACCGCAUGUCGGCUCCAAUACAGCCUCAAGUGGAUUGGCCAAGGGACACUUGAACGCCGGCGGACGUUCGGCCAUGUUGGCCCAAUCACGCGCGGCCAGCCAACCAGUCGAACCUCAUGUACCCGAGGAAUGCUCCAAUAAAGAAGAUGUGGCAGUCGAAACCACACCCAUGCAAGAGAAAACCAAGGAUACGGCUAACGAGGAAGCGCCCACCCCCGGAGGAGCGCCAUCCACUAAGGAUCAAGAAACGGAAGGCGAUGGAUCUGAGGAAGACAAUCAAAAUGAUAGAGAAGUUUUCAAAAGUUUGUCUUUUAAGAAGGUACCAAGAUCUCAUGAGCCAGCUGCUGAACUACCCUCGACUCAGAUGAAAAGGGAAGUGAAAGUAGCGGAAGCACAAAGGCAAUACGACAAAGUCAAAGUGUUGUAUGAUAAAACUAAGGAGCAUGUGAUGAAACUCGAAAGCAAUGCUGCUGAAGGCGCCAUCAACAGGUCCCUUCAAGUGUCAAAGAAGUUUCUCGCUGAGCUGCAUGAAACUAUGAAGGAGAAUGAAUCCAACUUGUUUGACGCACUCAACAGCAAUACGCCAGAAGUAGUGUAUGUGUGCACAGUGUAUAAUCCUCCCACACCUGCCACCAAGCCAAUACCUAUUGCCAAAAAACGCAAGGCAGGGACUCCUCUUGACAAGGUAGACCACAAGAAGAAGAAGGAUGUCAAUCCUAAGUCAUUCCUUGAUGUGGAGAGUAAAGAGUCUAACAAGGAAACUCGAGAAGAAAUCUUAGGAGAUCAACAAGGAGCGCGUGGAAGGAAGAAGAGCCGCGCUAUAAUCACUCAAGAGGUGGAUAAGUGGGCUGAAGGACCUAUGGAUGCUCCUGAUCCUGAGAACAAUCAAGACGUGUUUAUGAAGGAUGCUAUGAAAGAAAAGCAAGCUGGGAAGAAGAAAUCAACCGAAGUUGUGACUGAAGGUCCCGAUAUGAUGAAGGUCGACGAGAACUGUAUUUUCCAUGUGGCUAAACCUGAUCUCAGCUUCUAUCGUCCUCGUGGUGCUAUUGGCUUAUUUACUCUUCUUUCUCCAGUGAUUGUAACUGAGACUACCCCGGACGAAGUUUCAGAGAUUGAAGCCACCAGAGAUGAGAUCAAAUCAUCUCAUUUCAACUGGGGUGAUGUCCUUGCUGCUCCAGUGGCCAACAUCAUUUACUGCUGGGCAUACGAUUCUGAUUCUACGAUUGGCCAUCCAACCUCGAGUGAUCUGGCGCCCCACCUCAUGUAUGUCAGGUCCUUAGUUGAGGAUAAGGAGUUGAUGAUUUUGCGAUUACAAACUGCUCUUCACUCGAUGUGUGUCAGGACAAAUCGAGACCCGGACUGGACCAAGGAUCAGAUGAUCAAAGGUCACAUUCACACUGGUUACGCAAUUCUGCACAACAUUCUAGCGGACAGUCUCAAGGUUGUAGCUUACGAUUAUGAUCACAGUUCAAUCAAUAUUAGAGUUGAUGGUGAAGACGGAGUCCACGAGUCUACUAGUGAAAUGAGUAAGACUAUUGCUUGGUUAUUCCGUCAAUGUACCUCUGGCAACGAUGAUGCUAUCUCUAAGCGCGGGAAAAUCUCAAACGCCACUGUCAGGACUCUUCAACGAAAGUACUUCAUGGUAUUGAUGGCCGUUAACUUGAUAGUUGAAAGUGAGAUCAACAAUAGUAUAAUUGCAUUAUCAACUCAGGCCGGAGCUACUGUUCGAGACAUCAAAUCCUUGAAAGCCUCUCAGCGCAAGGAUACGGUGAUCCAUCAACUAAUGAACGACAGGAAUAAGUAUUCUACCUCACGAGUGAAGUCCAUUGCCGCCAGUUCCGCCCCACCGAAAUCAAUUGAGCCUGCGUCUUCCUCUCAAGCAGCAAAUCCGUCUACUAGCAAAAUUCCGGACAAAGUCAAAGCUCAAGAUUCCCGUGAUGUGUCAGAGUUCAAGAAGGAGUCUCUGCACUACUUGGCGUUAUUUUUGAUGUUUGGAACUGCAGGUUUAUUUCAUACUUGGCCUAACUAUAAGGAGCAAAACAUGCCAGAGUCAGCAAUCUUCAUUAAUCUAGCAUCAUUACUGGUAGAUCGUCAAUAUGAAGAGUAUCGCGCACAAGAAGGAGCACAUGUAUUUGGAGCUCAAGCUUGGAAUCGCCUCGACGACCUGAUGUUCACCUCUCUUCAGAUGUUCCUUCAAGAGUGGGAUUUGAUGAAGCUAGCAGGACUGUUUAUGUUGGACUUGCUCACCGAAACGCACCGCCCUGGCCUAUCUCUUGGUAUCAAUGGACUUGUUAUGGAUCAUGUCAAUAUCGAGAAGACUUUACUGAAGUUGAAACUCAACGGGCCCGAAACGGAAUCCUUUCGCGCCCUGUGGGGACCAACCAAAGGUCCCCUACAUCCAGUUACUCAAGGUGGCAGUGGUUUGUAUCCUGAAAAGGAGCCUAAUGGUGAGUUUACUAAACAGAGUAACCCUCAAACUCGAAUGAGCAAUGACAUUAGGAAGUCCAAGGAGAAGUCACAAGCGACUCAGGAUGUGGCAGAGGAAGAUGCUGAGGUGGAAGAAGAUGCUGAGCUAGAAGUAGAAGUUGAUGAUGAUGAAUGA
Messenger RNA from Melampsora larici-populina 98AG31, 2706 nucleotides. RefSeq lists its product as uncharacterized. Lineage: Eukaryota; Fungi; Basidiomycota; Pucciniomycetes; Pucciniales; Melampsoraceae. Bases 1 to 2706 code for a protein of 901 amino acids. The transcript has 12 exons. The record is from RefSeq and is a predicted model, not a curated record.